GGACGCGCAACAACAUGGAAGCUAACGUGGUCGUGAUGGGCACGGAGAGCGUGGGCAAAUCAGCACUCACAGUGCGCCUGUUGACGCGGAGAUUCAUAGGAGAGUAUGGAGAUAUUGAGUCCAUCUACAGUCACAGAUUCAUGGUGGAUGGCAGGGAAAUUGCUGUUAAUAUUUGGGAUUCGCCAUAUUCUCAGGACGUCUCGGUGAAGACAUCCCUCCUGGAGAGGAAGCUCCAAUGGGCCGACGGCUUCGUCCUGGCCUACAGCAUCUGCGACCGCGCCAGCUUCAACGCCGUCGUCCGCCUGGUGCACACCAUCAAGUCCGCUCGAGGCCACCCCGACACGGACAAGACGCCCGUGGCCAUCGUGGGCAACAAGCGCGACCUCCACCACCGGCGGACGGUGGCCAGCGAGGAGGGCCGCCUGCUGGCCCUCGACGCCGGCUGCCUCUUCUACGAAGUGUCGGCGGCCGAGAACUACCACGGCGUGCUGGCCGCGUUCCACGGGCUGACGGGCAGAAUGAGGGACGCCAAGCCGUGUGCCAAGAGGCCGCUGGGCCUCAAGGGCAUCGUCAAGAGCGUGUCCGCCGUGUUCGCCAGACGACGGACAGACUCCAUUUAGGAGAAUCGUGGGGGUGUUGAGGGGCAUUAUGGGCAUCCACUGUAGUGUGCCAAAGACAUUCAUGACGGUCGAAGCGUGAAGACAUGAACGUAAACAACACCACGGAGGUUGAUUUGGUUGAACUUAAAGCCAACUACUUGAGAUACUGAUGAAUAGACCACAUAGUACCUUGACAUGUAUGAAGGCUACAGUGGGGCCUUGAGAUAGGAGUGACUCCACUUACAAGUUUUUCGAGAUACGAGCUGUUGUUUGUUCAGCAGACUGGACAUACAAUUCCUGUAUGGUGGCAGUGAACUCAGCUCGCUUCACCGUAAGCAGAACUUGGUGAACAAAUCUACAAAAAAAAGAGGCUUCAAUCUGUUUAUUGCCACGGCCUGUUGAAGUUUACUGUCAAACUAAACAUAAAACAGACUGUAAUUCACAGAUUGUCCAUUUAAAACAACCGCAUAACUUCCUUUCCGUCCACUAGCUAAGACUAAAUAGCAUCUAUGUUGCAGUGCUAUAACUAAGCAAUGGAUUGAACACAAACGGUGCCACAACUCAAGAGACUGACAAUAUAACAGGACUCAUCAGUAUAUAUUCUUUAUCAUCUACAAGGACCGACUAAUAUUAGUGCCGUACUGAUAAGCUGCAGGAGUUCGUACGGCUCAAUGAACGGUGUAGCCGUCUGUCUGUAUUAUACUGCCCCCAGGUGGCCAAGGCGAGCACACAGAAAGCGCUGCACAACAGCCAUUCAAUUGAUGAUGCUGAAUGCAGAGAUGCUGAAUAUUGAAUACUGUUUUAAUGUAUGCAGAUCUCUACAGAUGUUUUUUGCUAGUCGAACUUGCUUGUAAUAAAUUUUGCUUGGACCAACCCAAUCAGACGACAGAAAAAUGCUGAUGUCAUCGAUGGCCAGCGCUCUUUGAUUUUAUGGCAGUAGUCUGACACCAAACUUGUCUUGCAGUCUGUCCAGGCAUUAGUGGAACCUCAGUUUACGAACAAAUCGGUUUACAAAUAAAAGUUUUUUGACAAAUAUUGUUUGGGUUAACACUUCAGCUAUUGUGGAUUUCAUAUCGCUAUUAAGAAGGUGAAAGUUUUGGGAACGUAACCUCCGCCAAAGUCAGACAGACAGCAGCAGCUGGACUGCACGGCAGCUGGAGAGAGUGUCGUGCGAGCUCCAAGGAGAGAUGCACGGCACUCACUCGGCCACGCCGUUUCAAAAAUGCACAAUACAAGAAUGUACUGUAUUGCAGUGUGUGUGAGACUUUUGGCUUCAUCACACUUCCUAAAACCAGUUUGGCACCAAGACACCCCUGCGCUAGUGGGUCAUCAGUGAGCUCCAGUGAACUUGCCGUGACCCUCUCUCACAUUAAGAGGCGAAAAUCCUUUUUGCUCUUUUUCGUUUCACCCAAAACAAAAACAAAAAAGCCAAACAAGGAAUGUGGUAAACUCUCCAUAACUAAAUUUACAAAGUUCCCCCCCAAAAAAUCCAGAUUCAAAGUAACAAAACACAACAAGAAACAUGACAAAAGGAGAAACGUGCAACAACAAUGAUCCGAAACAGACAGAACAAACCCAGGGAAUUAAAUACAAACAAAUUGACAACAGUGACUGGAGGGAGCUGAUUGGUUAACACAAAGUAGCGGGGUUGACGAGAACAGCUGGAGAUGAAAACCAAACGAGCAAACAAGACAUAAACGGUGGAGCUUCAUGAGUCCUGAAUGUUUGUGCUCUUCCUCACAACUUCAGGCAAAUCAUUCACUCGCCAACUGAAACCAUGACAUGAUCCCCUGAAGUUCGGAAUUUUCACACUCUGUCUAAUGAGAAGCGAAGGACUCAACGUUAUCUUGGUGUUCGCAGCCAAAAUAGGGAAAGUCCAAAAAACAAAGAGUUCACCAAAACUGUGUGGGAAUUGCAAUGACUUCUGACUACAUUAAAUAUUGCCUGGUGACUUAACAUAAUUACAACAACUAUACUUAGUGUUAUGGUGAGUUGUAGUUUUAAUCCUUUCAUUUUAUUUGUCUCUAUGCUGGUUUGUCCAAAAAUAUCUUCACGUGAAAUCGGUUUUGGGCACAAAAAAAGUUGAAUCAAAGGUAAUAGGUUGUUCAAUUCAUGUACAAAAAGGGGGGGUUGGUCACAAAAAGGCUUGCAAUAUUAUAAGAUUAUUUAUUAAAUGUGACAAUUAAACAUUUUGCUACAGAUUUUAGCAAGAAUCAUGGAAGUUGAUGCACAUGAUUUGCUUUCACGGGCCACAUAAAUUGAUGUGGCAGGCCAGAUCUGGCCCCCAAACCCGGAGUUUGAUGCCAGUGGUCUUCAAGCUCUGAUCACCACCACAUUUUGUAUUGUGGAUUAGGACACUA
This is a messenger RNA of Phycodurus eques (leafy seadragon), 2959 nucleotides long. RefSeq names its product Ras-related and estrogen-regulated growth inhibitor-like protein. The record is from RefSeq and is a predicted model, not a curated record. NCBI's taxonomy places the organism in Eukaryota, Metazoa, Chordata, Actinopteri, Syngnathiformes, Syngnathidae. The coding region runs from base 15 to 620 and encodes 201 amino acids. Gene Ontology annotation, molecular function: GTP binding; GTPase activity. The transcript is spliced from 4 exons.